This is a messenger RNA of Cyphellophora europaea CBS 101466, 549 nucleotides long. RefSeq lists its product as uncharacterized. The transcript has 2 exons. Gene Ontology annotation, cellular component: nucleus; cytosol. The coding region runs from base 1 to 549 and encodes 182 amino acids. Gene Ontology annotation, molecular function: protein binding; peptidyl-prolyl cis-trans isomerase activity. The record is from RefSeq and is a predicted model, not a curated record. Lineage: Eukaryota; Fungi; Ascomycota; Eurotiomycetes; Chaetothyriales; Cyphellophoraceae.
AUGUCCGACACAGGCCUUCCUCCCGACUGGGAGGUGCGACACUCCAAUUCCAAGAAUCUUCCAUACUACUUCAACUCCAAGUCUCACGAGUCGCGAUGGGAGCCGCCCGAGGAUGCCGACACCGAAAAGCUCAAGAUCUAUAUGGCUCAGCACCAUAGUGCGUCCUCAACCCGAGUCGAUGGCUCCGCAGGCGAUGGCAAGAUUCGUGCCGCCCAUCUACUCGUUAAGCACAAUGGCAGCCGGCGGCCUUCAAGCUGGAAAGAGCAGAACAUCACGCGGUCCAAAGAAGAGGCCAUGAAAAUCUUACAGGGCUACGAACAGCAGAUCAACUCGAAUCAGACUACCCUUGGCGACCUGGCCGUCUCCGAGUCCGAUUGUACCAGCGCUCGCAAGAGGGGCGACUUGGGCCUGUUCGGCAAGGGUCAAAUGCAGAAGGAAUUUGAAGACGCUGCUUUCGCCCUUAAGCCGGGCGAGAUGAGUGGCAUCGUUGAGACUGCCUCGGGGCUGCAUCUCAUUCAACGGUUUGUUCUCGACCUAGGCAAUGCAUGA